AUGCACAACCAAGACAAGCAAAGCGACAGCAACCUAAGUGAGCACUCCGAGCUCGACGAUGUGCAAGAUGCCUCCGAUGGCGAGGUCGAAUCUGCGCCCAUAAUCGAAGGACAAGAGCAGACGCUGGCAAUCCCGCCUCUGCCACCACAAACAACUCCAGCAGGUCCAUUCCAGAUCCAGACUCCAGCAAGCCAAGUCCAAGUCCAGAGUAGUACUGCGGUAACGAGUGCUCCUCGAGCGCCCGCGACCACAUCCACGACAUCUAGCAGGGCGCGUCUUAGCAUUCAAGCUGGUACAUUGCAUCCCCAGCCAUCCGCCAGCUCAAGUGCUGUUCCGCCGCCUCUAACAGCCAUGCCUCCACCCUCUACACCACAGACCAUGGUCACCAUCCGCCAAAACAUGGCACCAUACCACGGCGCUCAGCAGAUCACCCUCGACGUUGCCAGACUUCGCGACUUUGCCAGGCACAACAUGCUCAGAAUUCAAGCUGCGGGCGAUUCGGGAGGUUCGACGGACAGAUUGAUUCAUUUCCGUAACCCGAAAGGAAACGCACCGCCCGAGGAGUUUGCCAAAGAUGGAAGACCUACAGCAACCGGAAAGCUCAUGCCGUUCUUCCUCGAUAAGAGGCUUUUCACACGUGAGGAGUGGCACGCCUUGACGACUGACUGGAUGAGCAUUUCUGAUGAAAAUCCAGAUGGUAUUCGAGCCGGGCGAUUGGCUUCGCUGAGCAGGUUGAAGAUUCGCCAAGUUCCAAGCAUAGAACCUCCGCAGCACUACGAUUAUGGGGCGGACUUGCUACCAACUCUCUUUCCCGACGCGACGCCCCUAGCAAAUAUCGACCGCAAGUUGCAAAAAGGGCAGAAUGCCAUGAGUGUAAAGCAGUCUGAGCCUCACAGCAAGCCUGCAAACGUAGAAAGCGAGCCGAAGAAGGCGAAGCAGCCUGAGCCUCCCAGCAAGCCUGCGAACGUACAAAGCGAGCCGAAGAAGGCGAAGCAGCCUUCAGCCACGGAGCGUCAAGAAUCUCCAAGCAAGACCCAAGGCGCGAAGAAAGGGUCAGCGGGCUCAGUUGCUCCGGGGGUGGAUUCAAGCCCGACGCAAGGUCGCAAAAAUGGUGGAGGCCGUUCUCGACGUGGAAAAGUUCGAAAAUCAGCCAAGGACUUCUUCCAGCACAUCGAAGACCGCCCGCGCGCAGGAAACCGAGCAGCAGCUCCCGCCAAUCGCCCAGAGCACGGAGAGACGAUAACUCCACAGACAGCAGUAGCGGAGCCGCCGAGACGCGACUCAAGGCCUGAGGGUGGUCCGUCAGCUUCGGGAGGCUUACCUCCAAGCCAGGGAGACCUAGAAACAGCUGCUGUAAUCACCCAGAGCAAUGAAGACAUGAUUGAAGGACCGGCCUUUACAAUCGUCGAGAGCGACGAAGGGAUGGGAGAAGAGCCUGCUCCUACAAUCAAUCAAAGCGACGUUGAAAUGGGAGAAGCUCCAGUCGGCCCAGCACAUUCAGCAAACACACUGAUGGGCAACUCUCAACAUACGAGUGUCGCGGCCUCCGCUCCUGUCCGCUUAGGAAGUGUAUCCACGGCAUAUAUCCGCCCAGGAGCUGUCUCCACAGCACAGUAUCAGUUCAGCUUUCAACUCAUGCCGCCUCCACCACCUGCCAAUCCUGAUCCACGACCGUGGUCAGAUCCGGCGCGGUACAGAGAAUUCCACGCAAACAAUCGCUAUAAAGGUCCAGGUUCCGAAGGCUACGACAACCUCUCUGACAAUGGUUCUGAUUGA
Messenger RNA from Ramularia collo-cygni, 1776 nucleotides. RefSeq lists its product as uncharacterized. The record is from RefSeq and is a predicted model, not a curated record. NCBI's taxonomy places the organism in Eukaryota, Fungi, Ascomycota, Dothideomycetes, Mycosphaerellales, Mycosphaerellaceae. Bases 1 to 1776 code for a protein of 591 amino acids. The transcript has 3 exons.